This is a messenger RNA of Kwoniella mangroviensis CBS 8507, 951 nucleotides long. RefSeq lists its product as uncharacterized. Gene Ontology annotation, molecular function: oxidoreductase activity. The record is from RefSeq and is a predicted model, not a curated record. NCBI's taxonomy places the organism in Eukaryota, Fungi, Basidiomycota, Tremellomycetes, Tremellales, Cryptococcaceae. The coding region runs from base 1 to 951 and encodes 316 amino acids. The transcript has 7 exons.
AUGUCUCUCGGUCGAACUGUCAAGCUCAACAACGGACUCGUCAUUCCUCAAGUAGGAUACGGUACCUGGCAAGCUGCUCCUGGCGAAGUAGAGAAAGCCGUCGAAGAAGCUAUCAAAGUUGGAUACAGACAUAUCGAUUGUGCUUUGGUCGCAACAGGUAUCAAAGCCUCCGGUGUACCUCGAGAAGAGUUAGUCCUCGUAUCAAAAUUAUGGAACAAUUCUCACCGACCGGAAGAUGUCGAGGCAGAUUUGGAUUUCACCCUUAAACAAUUGGGCACUUCGUACCUUGAUGUCUACCUCAUUCAUUGGCCAGUAGCUUUCAAACCUGGUAAAGACCUCUUCCCCAAAGAUUCAAAUGACGUCGUAGAACUCGAUGCACCUGCGGAGAAAGGUGGUCCAUCCAUUGUUGAUACUUGGAAAGCCCUCAUCAAGAUCAACAAGGAGACCAAUAAGACGAAGGCUAUUGGUGUAUCGAACUUCACUGUUGAUCAGUUGGAGAAAGUCAUUAGUGCUACCGGUGUAGUUCCAGCUAUGAACCAGAUUGAAUGCCAUCCAAGUCUGAUCCAACCUGAAUUGUUCAAGUACUGCAAAGAAAAGGGAAUUAUCAUCACUGCCUACUCGCCAUUGGGUAACAACAUCACUGGUAAACCCAGAGUGAUCGAUCACCCAGAGAUCAAGAAGAUCGCAGAAAGAUUAGGCAAAUCACCCGCUCAAGUGCUUAUCGCUUGGGUCACUAAACAGGGUUUCGUGGUUAUCCCUAAAUCUGUCACUCCUGAGAGGAUCAAGUCCAACUUCGAAGACUUUGAACUUUCCGAUGCCGACUUUGAGGAGAUCAACAAAGUUGGUUUGGCCAACCAAGUCCGAUCUAAUAUCCCUUACGAGUACGGAACAAGCUGGCCCGUCGAUAUCUUCAGUACUCCCGAGGAGAAAGGUCAACCCAAGGCUUUCUAA